Messenger RNA from Episyrphus balteatus (marmalade hoverfly), 479 nucleotides. RefSeq lists its product as uncharacterized. The transcript is spliced from 2 exons. The record is from RefSeq and is a predicted model, not a curated record. Bases 106 to 432 code for a protein of 108 amino acids. NCBI's taxonomy places the organism in Eukaryota, Metazoa, Arthropoda, Insecta, Diptera, Syrphidae.
AAGACAACAGAGUUUCAUGAAUAACAAUCAGUCUUGAACUAGCAUUCUCAAACAGAGUAACUUACAAAUUCUUAAAAUUUACAAAACCCAUAUCUCAUUAUUGAAAUGUCUUUCAAAACUUUAAUAUUUUUUGGACUUUUGGCUGUUGCUUUGGGAUUUACUCUUCCUGAAGAAAAUACUGCAAACUUAGAAUCUGAAUGGGUUUACGGAGAUGUAGUACCAGUAGCUGAAGAUGUUGUUCUUGUGAGGAAAGCACGAUCACCUCAAGGAUCUGUGAGCGGUAUUUUCGAACACAGCCGUCCGAUGGGUUCAAGUGCAACAAUUGAUUACAAUCAUCAAUUGAGUAAGAAUUUUGAUGUCUAUGCUGGAGCUUCGAGGAAUUUCAAAUUUAACGAUAACAGUGGUCAUGCUGGAUUAAGAUAUAGAUUUUAAGUUAAUAUAUUUACUGAUUAAAAAAAAUAUAAUUUAUUGUAAAAUAA